Messenger RNA from Astyanax mexicanus (Mexican tetra), 4786 nucleotides. RefSeq names its product proline rich 35 (gene prr35). Lineage: Eukaryota; Metazoa; Chordata; Actinopteri; Characiformes; Acestrorhamphidae. The transcript is spliced from 4 exons. Bases 668 to 2776 code for a protein of 702 amino acids. The record is from RefSeq and is a predicted model, not a curated record.
GUAAAGUUUCUGGUCUGUAAUUAGAGCGGUACGGCGCUGUAGAAACAGUGAGUUUUACUCUGUUUUAGUGGUGUAAAGUUUCUGGUCUGUAAUUAGAGAGGUACAGUGCUGUAGAAACAGUGAGUUUUACACUGUUUUAGUGGUGUAAAGUUUCUGGUCUGUAAUUAGAGCGGUACGGCGCUGUAGCCUGCAGUGCGGAAGUCGUUACUCUCCUCGCUGCGAGCUACAUACCCCACGUGACAGGCCGGCAGCGCGGGAGGGGCAGCUGCAGGAUUCUGCUGCCCCCGGGCUGUGCUCCCAGUCACUAUAUAGCUCGCUCGCUCCCUCCCUCGCCUCUCACUCUUACCCGCCGCCGCCGCUGUGUGUGUUUGUGUGUGAUUAGGCGCGGGUGUGUGUAAGAGCGAGAGUGUGUGUGUGCCGCUCUCGCGCUCGGAGCCCAGCGGAGGACCGGACGGCCCGGCUGCAAGACCCCACGCUGAGCAGUUGCUGACAGAGUUGAAUUUGAAUUCUGAUGGAUUACUUUUGGUCAAGGCUCAGAUCAGACUGGCCACAAAACUGAAAACCCACACUGAUUUUGACACAAGGCAAAUCCAGAAACAUCCUUCAAGAAACGAGUGUGCUCAGCCCUCUCCAUUCCUCGUUUCUUCCUGGUAUUUCUUCCUCCACCAUGCCGAAGGAGGAGUGUAAGGUGGCUUCGGGCUGUAAGCAGCACAAGGAGAGGAAGCCGAAGAAGCCUCACUACAUCCCACGUCCGUUCGGUAAACCGUACAACUACAAAUGCUUCCAGUGUCCGUUCACCUGCAUGGAGAAGUCCCACCUGUACAAUCACAUGAAGUACAGCCUGUGUAAGAACUCACUGUCUCUGCUCAUAGAGUCCGACUGGCCCUACAAGAAAGGUAACCUGCUCCACACCGACCACCUCCGGCUCCAGCAGGGGGAGCUGAACUCUCGAAACAGCCCGGCCAAAGAGACGCCAGAAGGGGGCGCCGCAGCAGACAACAGUCCAGCUCAGGCCGAGAACUUCGAAGCAGAAGGCAUGGAAACGGAAGAGCGGGAAGCUGAGGGCACGUCCAGACAAUUGGAAGCUUCUUCCGAGGCGAACAUCAACGGCACGGCCAACGCGAGUCCCAAGCAGGAGGCGGAGCUUGUGAUGGCUGACGUGUUCUCAUUGGAGGAGCAGCUGCUAAGAGCGCGGUCAGUAGAAGUAGAGUCUAAACUGCGGCAUUACCGACUUUCCAAAACGUGCCUGUCCGGCCCGGCCGCACUUCUCUCCGAACAGUUCCGCCUCCUCAGCAGCCAGACGCCCAGCGCCAAGCCCAAGUCAGACACCUUGACCACUGGAUCUCUGCCCUGUUACCCCCCACCACUUACCCCCGGUCACCUGGACUGCCCUGAAGCUCCCGGUCUCAACCUGUCCCUUCUGGGGGUUGGAUAUCCCUUGACUCCCAUAAACCCUGGACUCUUUUCCUACCUUAACCCCGCCCUCAGUGCCGCUAGUGCGGCUGCCGCCGCUGCUGCCGUCACCAGCACCAACAGCCCGGCACAGAUCGGCCCACUUCCCUUCCUGGCAUCGGCAGCUCAGCUCACACACAGUCACACACACUCUGACCGGACACUGCUGACCCCUCCGAGACUGUACUACCCCUUCCUCUGUGAACACACCUUCGGAGAUCAGGCGAAGUCAGUGAAGUCCAGCGUAUCUCUGGACCCGGCCGGCCAGGCGUACUCCCCCAAACUCAGCAUGUGGAAAGUUCCGGCGCUCAGGCCUGCGAACACCCAGAGCUCCGGCACCGCCUGGACCUCGCCCAGUCGCUCGGCCGCCGACAGGCUGCCGGCAAGAGACGAUAAAGAGCAGGGCCUGAAGAGGGCGGCGGCCGCCAUGGACUCCCACAAUGCACCAGGGGAGAAGAAGGCAGCGGUGUCGUUUUCAUUCGACCGUGCAACGCCCACUGCCACCAUCACAGCUGAACGGCUUCUACUGCACAGCGGUCUUCACUCGCAGUCUGGUCUGGACGAACGUUUCUCCGUCAGCCCCUCCAGUCUAGGCUCCUCCCCCCACCACGGCCUGGAGAGAACGAGGGAUUCUGGAGAGGAAAAGGAACGAGGGAAGGAUCGAGGGAUGGAAAGCUGUGCUGCCGCUCUCCUGCGAGACCUUUCCUCUGCACUGCAGGAGUACCAGCAUGCCGAGCGCCAGGCCGCAAUGCAGCCCGAACAGUGCCACCUGUGGGCACACCUGGGCAAAAUCCGUUCUGAGCUUUCCCACAUACAGCAGGCGCUGGAGCGGACCUCCCGCCAGAGCGACGGACCCUUAGACCUGUCUGUCAAGAAGGAUGCGGUCGCCAUGGCGAUUGCGGCGGAAGGCGCCAGGCACCAGAUCCUCCUGGGAGACAGGAGGGAGGCGAAAGAGGAGACGUGGUGCUCGGAGACAGACGAGGAAGAGGAAGAGAGGGACGAAGGCGAGACGGAAGACGAUGGAAACGAGAUGAAGGAAAGACGAAAGCGUUCUCUAGACGUCCUGAUUAAGCUCAACCAGUCCGGUGUGCCCAUGGUGAAGCCAGGCGUCACCCUGGUGAAGUCGGGUGUUUCCAUGGUAAAGUCUGAGGUCCUGCCCGGUGGGGUUGGCGGGGGCUUGGCGCUGAGGGCGGCCGAGGCAGAAGCUUUAUGGCACAGCAGAACCACCAAGUGUGAGGCAGAUUCCAGCGUCCUGCUGUGCUCCAAAACCCCAAACCGACCCCCAGUGUGCCCCCCCAGUCCACUGACAGCUAACGAUGCCUAACAGCAUCCCCAUCCUGCCAGACUAACUGCCUCCAUCCUGUUUCAACUGCCUCCCACUCUAUAAUCCACUCAAAAGACAAAGAGUCAGUUUAGUCCGUCCACCGGGGGCCUAUAUAUAUAUAUAUGACACAGUAUAUAUAUUUAUAUAUUUAAUGCCCAAUAUAUUUAUAAUAAAAUUGUAUCUGGAAGUGUGCCAAAUUUCAUACUUGAAUCUUCAUCCAUUUAUAAAAAUACAAAAGCUUUAAUAAUGGAACAUAAAUAAAAAAAACAUAUAUUUUCUGGCAUAAAAUGUGUCUGUUUUCAUAAAGGGGUGAUCAAUAAAUACAGUACAGGCCAAAAGUUUGGACACACCUUCUCUUUUUCAAUGCGUUUUCUUUAUUUUUAUGACUAUUUACAUUGUAGAUUCUCACUGAAGCAUCAGAACUAUGAAUGAACACAAAAAAUGAGCUGAACCUCCACAGUCACCGGACCUGAACCCAAUCCAGAGUUAGGGUUUGGGGUGAGCUGGAGCACAGAGUGAAGAAGACAAAGGUGCUAAUAAACACCUCUGGGAACUCCUUCCUUUCUUCAAGACUGUUGGAAAAUUUUCAUUUCAGGUGACCACCUCUUAAAGAAGCUCAUUGAGAGAAUGAUGCCAAGAGUGUGUAAAGCAGUAAUCAGAGCAAAGGGGGAUAUUUUGAAGAAACUAGAAUAUAAAACAUGUUUUUUCAGUUAUUUUUAUUUUUUAUUAAGUACAUAAAACUCCACAUGUGUUCAUUCAUAGUUUUGAUGCUUCAGUGAGAAUCUACAAUGUAAAUAAUCAUAAAAAUAAAAUAAAGAAAACGCAUUGAAAAAGAAUGUGUCCAAACUUUUUUUACCCUAAAUACGAAAUAACAUUUUAGGUUGAUCAAUAUAUUUAUAUAUAUGCCAAUAUCAACAAAACUGUAUUUACUUGUGUUUUUUAUUUUUUAUAAUAAAUGUAUUUAUUUAUCUAUGUAUUUAUUUAUUUAAAUGAUUUAACGUAUGUAAAAUGUGUUUAUUUCUUAAAAUUAUAGCCUUUUCUUUUAAACUGAUUCUAAAUAAGUCUUAUUAUCUGUUAAAAUACUGAAGAUGCAAGUUUUAAAUUUGGCACACUGUCUCUUUGGUACUAGAUGAUCUUAUUUUGAAAAUAUGAAGCAAAUCUGAGAUGGUUAGUCACAAAAAGCUGAAAUCUGAGGAUUAACUGUUACAAACGUCCUGUUAUUGAAGCCCCAAUGCUACCAAACAACAACUUAACAACUCAAACAGAACAGAAACAGGUCUGUCUACUGUUUAAAGAAGAGAUUUAUAACAGAAAGAGAAUUUGUUUUUAAUUUAACCAAAGGAGAACAUGAUCUACUACAGACCUGAUCUACAUAUCCAACCUCCUCCACUGAUCUACAGCCCUGAACAUCCAACAUCCAAUACAAUCAAUCUAUCCUUCUGCCUCCUGUACAUAAUGUAGAUAUAAAACUGCAGUAAUAAUGUGAUUAAUGAAAUGUAUCAGCAUGUCUUCAUCACACACCGUCUCUCUCUCUCUCUCUCUCUCUCUCAGCACUGCGGAGCGACUCAGUCAUCGUGAUUCAGUUCUGUCAUCAUUAUUAAAUUAUUGCAUUAUUCAGACUGUAUUUAUGAACUUUAUGAACUGAACUGAAGCUCUGCUCAGACGUUGUUAAUAAGCCUGAUUAAUAAGGUGAUUAAUUGAUAUGUACAGAAUGUAUUUACAGUUUAAUUGUGUGUACCGUGUGUCGUGUGGACUCUGUAAAGGCACUGACGUUCUUUUGCACUUAUAAAUGUGUAAAUAUUCAGCUUGAUCUCUGUAGUGUGUUUAAUUUAUAUAACUUUAUUUAGGGGGACUGUUCCUCCAUCACGCGCUCAGACACGCUGAGAUUUUACCUGUUUCACCAAAGACUUCUUCUCCAGUUACUCAGACUCCUGCGUAUUGUUGGAAUUGUGAUUAAAUUUCAUGUUCAUUACAUUGUUUAUUUUCAGCAAAUAAACGUGAAAUUUCUGA